AUAUAGUUUAUACUUAUCAGUAUUUAAAAAGCGUUAAACGAUUUAUUGCUUUCAAACGUAAUUUUGAUACCUAUCAUAACUUUUUAUUAAUAGUGUUGAAUAAUACCAUCUUAGUUACAAUGACCUGCUUCAUUAUGCUACCCAAUGACAAAUACAGUUGACCUUUUAUUAGAACCGGAUCUUUUUGUCCAAACUAUGUAGUAUGAAAAAUAAAAUUGAAACACAUUAAAUUAAAAAUGAGUACAAAUUUUAUAAAAUUAAGUCCAGAUAAAGCAGAUAAGCGGUAUUUAAUACAAAUCAAAGUACCUUCUCUCUGUUUGUAUACAAUGUUGAGUGUAUUUAUUACAUUUAUUUUUUGUAUUUUUUGGACUAUAUGGUUUCAUCUGGAAGACUCUACAGGAACUCAUUGUGGAGUAAAAAAUUAUCUACCUUCAAUAUCUACUGCAAUUGGGAAAUAUUCAAUACAACAGUUUUUGUGGAAUCUGGCAAUAUUUGCUCAUAGUCCAAUUAGAUUAGUUGUAACCAGUAUGUACUUUCAGUACUACAGUAAAAUAAUCAAAUCAUCAUUGAAUUGGUGUGUUCUACUUCUAUGGACAUUGAAUAUUAUUGAAUUGUGUUCAUUAGUAUCAUUAUCAGUGUUUACAUCAACAAAUUAUUACAGUAUUCAUGAAAAAAGUUUUAUUACAUUUAUAAGUGCAUCUGAACUAAAUAUGUUGAUAUCAUGUAUGUUACUGAAGAAAGGACGUUUUAAUAAGACUGUAGCUACCAAAUUAGAAUCAAAAUCAUUAUCUUAUAAGAUAUAUUUAACAAUAUUUAAUUGUAUAUGUUUUACAAUUGCUGCUGUUUGUUUUUUACGUCACAAUGCUUAUUGUGAAACUGGUGUGUAUACAAUCUUUGCGUUUUUUGAAUAUCUAGUUGUACUGAGCAACAUGGGCUUUCAUAUGACUGCUUCUUUAGAUUUAGCAGGAAUGUCAAUAGUUUUAGAUGACAAUCUUAAUAUUCAUUAUAGAUGAGAGUUGUUUUAUUGUUAACUAUUUGAUAUCUGAGAUACUAAUAUAAAUAUAAGGUUUAAUAACCAUUUGUUGUGAUACUGUUAAUACCAAAAAUAAAAUGAUCUAUCAUCUUUAAUAUUAUGUUUAAGUGUUAAAUUAAAGUUAAUGAAUUGUUUAUGACUAAUAAAGUAAUAUAUUUAGACAGUUUUUGUUAUAUUAAUAUCUUAGAUUUUAAGUAAUAAUUCUUGAUGUUUGUUUAAAAAAGUGACUAUUGUUUUACAAUAAAAU
Messenger RNA from Daktulosphaira vitifoliae (grape phylloxera), 1280 nucleotides. RefSeq names its product post-GPI attachment to proteins factor 2-like. Bases 237 to 1013 code for a protein of 258 amino acids. The record is from RefSeq and is a predicted model, not a curated record. Gene Ontology annotation, biological process: GPI anchor biosynthetic process. The transcript has 5 exons. Gene Ontology annotation, cellular component: Golgi membrane; endoplasmic reticulum membrane. Lineage: Eukaryota; Metazoa; Arthropoda; Insecta; Hemiptera; Phylloxeridae.